Andrographis paniculata is the source of this 2493-nucleotide messenger RNA. Its product is annotated as pentatricopeptide repeat-containing protein At1g53600, mitochondrial. Gene Ontology annotation, molecular function: RNA binding; protein binding. The coding region runs from base 75 to 2330 and encodes 751 amino acids. The record is from RefSeq and is a predicted model, not a curated record. The transcript is spliced from 2 exons. NCBI's taxonomy places the organism in Eukaryota, Viridiplantae, Streptophyta, Magnoliopsida, Lamiales, Acanthaceae. Gene Ontology annotation, biological process: RNA modification.
AAUGUCAAAAUUAUAAAUCAACCAGAUUGAGCUAUGGCGAUGGCGAUAGCGAUGGUGUGAGGCGCGUACAACCAAUGUCUAAAUUCCGAGCUUCUUCUUCAACUAUUUUCUUCUGCAACCAAAAAAAGCUACUUUGCGCCAUGCUCGUAGCCAAGAAUUUUCUAAUCUGUCAAAGGAUAGUUCUCUGCUUCAGUACUUCCAAAAAUUCGAUCGCAAGAACACUGAAACCUUAUUCAAGCACAGCAAGUCAAGCCAUCUCUGCCAAAGUCAGCAAGUUUGUGAUUUACUGCAACAAGCAGAUAACGAGCCAUGGCCGAAGCGGGAACACCAGGCAAGCCGAGUUGCUAUUCCAGCGUAUGCCGGAGAAGACUAUCGUUUCUUACACAGCAAUGCUGACGGCCUACGCGAACAAUGGGGAGAUAGCCAAUGCCCGGAAGUUGUUCGACGAAAUGCCGCAACGGACUGUGGAAGCAUGGAACGCCAUGAUUACAGCUUACAUAAAGAGCAAGGACAGAGUGAGUGGUGCUGAAGAGGCUUUAAGGUUGUUUGUCGAAAUGCCGGCUCGAAACGCAAUAUCGUAUACAACAAUGGUGAUGGGAUUCGUAAAUGCCGGAAGGUUUGAUGAAGCUGAGAGAUUGUAUGCAGAAACGCCAUUGAAAUGGCGGGAUCCGUAUUGCUCGAAUGUUCUGAUGAAUGGAUAUUUCAAAUUCGGGAAAGUUGAGGAAGGCGUUAGGAUAUUCGCGGGCAUGGUGGAGAAGAACGUCGUUUCUUGGAGCUCGAUGGUGGACGGAUACUGUAAAAUUGGGAGAUUGGACGAGGCUAGAAAGUUAUUCGAUUCGAUUAAAGAGUGUGCAAAUCAAUUCACAUGGUGUUCGAUGAUCGAUGGUUAUUUGAAAUCCGGACAUUUUGAAGAAGGUUUUCGAUUGUUCUCGCAAAUGAGAGAGGAAACUAAAGUGAGAAUCGAACCUACUAUUGCGACCGUGCUUUUGGAGUCGUGCGGAAAAAUCGGAAGGUAUAAAGAAGGGUGUCAAGUACACGGAUUGGUUUCGCGAUCGGGAUUGGAGUUCGAUGUAUUUUUAGGAAAUUCUAUCGUAGCAAUGUAUUCCCGGUUUGGUCGUGCGAACGAGGCGAGAAUUAUGUUUGAUUCGAUGAGUUCGAAAGAUGUCGUGUCGUGGAAUUCAUUGAUUUACGGUUAUGUUCAAGCUGGAAGGCUCGAAGAGGCGUACGAACUUUUCGAGAAGGCGGAUUCGAAAGAUUUAGUCUCGUGGACAACGUUAAUCGCCGGAUUCUCGAAUCGUGGUUUCACCGAAAAAGGUGUUUGGCUGUUAAGUAAGAUGCCGGAAUGGGACGAUGUUUCUUGGACAGCUCUUAUAUCCGGAUUCGCGAGCAACGGAGAAUACGAAGACGCUAUUCAUUGGUUUGUUCGUAUGCUACGGAAUACGAUCAAACCUAACCCCCUUACGUUGAGUACCGUACUUAGCGCUUCGGGUAAUUUGUCGAUCUUGAGCCUUGGCCUACAAAUCCAUUCCUUUUCAUCGAAAACGGGCGUCGAAAUCGAUCUAUCGAUUCAAAAUUCGCUUAUCUCAAUGUACGCAAAGUGCGGAAGUGUACACGACGCCUACCGGAUAUUCCAAUCUGUCGCCACGCCGAACGUCGUCACUUUCAAUUCGAUGGUUUCGGGUUUCGCCCACAACGGAUACGGUGGAGAAGCGCUCAACGUGUUUCGGCGAUUGAUCGUAGAAGGACACGAGCCCAACGAAGUCACGUUUCUCGGCGUUCUAUCCGCUUGCACCCAUGCCGGGCUCGUCAACGAGGGUAAGAAGUUCUUUAAUUCGAUGAAAUCGUUCUUUAAAAUCGAGCCUACGCUCGAUCAUUACGCGUGCAUGGUCGAUCUUUUGGGUCGAGCUGGGUUAGUCGACGAAGCGUCGAAAUUGAUCGCGUCGAUGCCCGUCGAGCCUCAUAUUGGUGUGUGGGGUGCUCUUCUCGGGGCGUGCCGCAGCUACGUGCAUCCCGAUCUUGCCGAGGUUGCGACUCGGCGGAUAUUAGAAAUCGAACCGGACAAUGCGGCUGCGUACGUGGCGUUGUCGGAUAUUUAUAGUUUCGUCGGGAAUCGAAGGGGUGAAGAGGAAGUCAGAUUGUCGAAGAGGUUUAAAGGUGUUAAGAAGAGCCCUGGUUGCAGUUGGAUUACUGUAAGGGAUAAGGUUGAAGUGUUCCUUUCUGGAGAUAAAUCUGUUAUGAAGUUUGAAGAGAUUAAGAAUACUAUGUCGAUUGUUAUGCACGAGAUGUUGUCGGGUUUGGCGUGCACUGAUGUGGACUUGUUGUCCCCUUAAGAAGCAAGAAGAUUGAAUGAUGUGCGUAUAGAUGUACGUCCGAGUUUAGAUUUUUUUUCUUUUUUUAUUUCAAAUUUUUCGAUUGGCCAAUGCGAAUACGACUCGAAAUGAAUUAUAUGAACGGGCUCUCGGUGUUCAAAUUUGUGAAAAUCAAAAUAAAAUG